GGUCCUUUCUUCUGUCUUGGGCACAAAGCCUCUUCGCAUAAAAAAAACCCAAUUCCUCACUCUCUCGCUCUCAUUUCCUCUGAAUCAACAACGAAAAUCAAACAGUGCAGAAAACCCCAAACAAAUCAAAUCAAAUCGUUGUUCCAAGUAAAGAAUUGAAGAAUGAGCCGUGGAAGCGGAGGCGGAUACGAUCGCCACAUCACCAUUUUCUCUCCCGAAGGUCGUCUCUACCAAGUCGAAUAUGCUUUCAAGGCUGUUAAGGCUGCUGGGAUAACCUCGAUUGGCGUUCGCGGAGCCGAUUCAGUGUGCGUUGUUACUCAGAAGAAAGUUCCGGACAAACUUCUGGAUCAGACGAGCGUCACCCAUUUGUUUCCGAUUACUAAGUACCUCGGUCUCUUAGCUACUGGCAUGACAGCUGAUGCGAGGACUUUGGUUCAACAAGCGAGGAACGAGGCUGCUGAGUUUCGUUUUAGAUAUGGAUACGAAAUGCCUGCUGACGUAUUGGCCCGAUGGAUUGCCGACAAGUCUCAGGUUUACACACAGCAUGCCUAUAUGAGACCACUUGGCGUAGUGGCCAUGAUAUUGGGAAUUGACGAAGAGAAAGGUCCACAGCUCUUCAAGUGUGAUCCUGCUGGUCAUUUUUUUGGUCAUAAGGCAACAAGUGCUGGAGGGAAAGAGCAAGAGGCCGUUAACUUCUUAGAAAAGAAGAUGAAAAAUGAUCCUGCUUUCUCGUAUGAUGAAACUGUACAGACUGCAAUUUCGGCUCUGCAAUCUGUUCUACAGGAAGAUUUCAAGGCCAGUGAGAUUGAGGUUGGGGUGGUGAGAAAAGAAGAUCCGGUUUUCAAAGUAUUGUCAACCGAUGAAAUUGACGAGCACCUCACUGCUAUAAGCGAGCGCGACUGAAGGAGCCACUUUAUUUUGGCCACUUUUUUAUAUGAACUUUGUUCGGUGAUGGAUGAAGGAGCUGAGGGUGUUCUAAAUUUUAAUUUCGCUAUUUGUAUGCUGACUGAUCGAUCCUUUUGAUGUUUCCGUUUCCAUUUGAUGCACUGUGGAUGGUUGAACUUACGAAUUAGAAUCAUUUUUAUAAAUGGUAAGCACAUUUGCAUCUACUGAUAUUAUAAUUCCCUUCUGGUUGAGA
Molecule: messenger RNA, 1138 nt
Organism: Erythranthe guttata (spotted monkey flower)
Lineage: Eukaryota; Viridiplantae; Streptophyta; Magnoliopsida; Lamiales; Phrymaceae
Source: RefSeq, a predicted model, not a curated record